Molecule: messenger RNA, 639 nt
Organism: Botrytis porri
Lineage: Eukaryota; Fungi; Ascomycota; Leotiomycetes; Helotiales; Sclerotiniaceae
Exons: 3
Coding region: 1-639 (212 amino acids)
Source: RefSeq, a predicted model, not a curated record
AUGAAGUUCUCAGCUAUCACUCUUCUUGCUUGCGCAGCCAUUGCACAAUCUGCCGCUCUCCCAGAGACAGUUACAACUUCAGCCGAUGCCCCAAUUUCCACCGCUCUCAACAGUGUUAUUCCUGAUUUUAUCGAAUUCGACUUUAGUGGAAAAUUUGAUGCUUCCGGAUCAUUGGUUGCACAGGUGGAUGAUGAACCCACACAAGCUCUUCAAAAGCGUGUUGGAGCACUUGUAAAAGUGAUUGGAAUGGCUACUAUAAAGGGUAUUCAGCUUUUGACCGAGAUGGCUAUUGAGCAUGGUGGCGACACUAUUAAAAACCUUGGAGAGUGGAACCAAGCCCGUGAGGAAUUCUCAAAAGCAACCACUGCCGACAUGUGGGCUAGAAACCCAGAUUACAGGAGAUACCCCGCUGUUAUCUGCUACAACAAGGGAUAUAGUGUCAAGAACCCUGCUGGAAUUGUCGGAAAAGUCAGUGCCAAGCUUUCUCUUGGUUUUCUCAAUACAGAUUAUGACUGCAUGUAUAUGACUGGAAACAACCAAUUCUAUACUCAUGCUGAAGGUGGAUACAUCAAUCUUUCCUACAAAUACAACAACCGCUGUAGUCAUGACAGAAAUACUGGCGAUUUGACCUGCAACUAG